Molecule: messenger RNA, 367 nt
Organism: Wallemia mellicola CBS 633.66
Lineage: Eukaryota; Fungi; Basidiomycota; Wallemiomycetes; Wallemiales; Wallemiaceae
Product: ubiquitin-like protein
Exons: 3
Coding region: 14-295 (93 amino acids)
Biological process (GO): protein sumoylation
Cellular component (GO): nucleus
Molecular function (GO): protein tag activity; ubiquitin-like protein ligase binding
Source: RefSeq, a predicted model, not a curated record
AUCAUUUGCAAUCAUGGCAGAGAACAGUGAAACGAACGCGAAUGAUGGUAAGGUAAACCUUAAAGUAGCAUACAGUCAGGGUGGUAGCGAAGAUGAAAUCCAAUUCUCCGUUAAACCAACAACAAAACUUGGUAAGAUUUUUGCUGCUUUCUGUCAAAGAACAGGUCAGGAUCCAGCCACCGUACGAUUCACUUUCAACGGUGACAGACUAGAAGCAGAUGAUACUGUAAAACAACAUGAAAUUGAAGAUGAUGACCAAAUUCAAGCUCACGUCGCUCAAAUUGGUGGUCAAUAAACGGCAUAAAAUCAUUCUCUUUUCCUUUCUUUUAUAAUAGUCAAUAUAAAUUUGAAAUACAUUAUUAAAUAC